AUGAUCACCAAGUUCCUCUCCAAUGUAGUGGCUAGCUUCAACCCAUUCUCAAAGCAUUCAAAAAGCACCAGGAUCUUCCUCUCAAUGCUGCCGCCUGAUGCCAGGACCACGAUGAAAAUUCAAACCAAACUCUUGCCUCGAACCUCGGAGGAUCUCCCCAAGAUUGCAGUAACAUUCAAGGACGGCAAGGUCAUGGAAUUAGAGGCCUCAAAACUGUCAAUCAAGGACCUAGUUGAGGAACUCGAUAGACAUUCACGAAUACUAAGGAAGAAAGAAGAGCUUGGUGGCAAUUGA
Orbilia oligospora ATCC 24927 is the source of this 294-nucleotide messenger RNA. RefSeq lists its product as uncharacterized. Lineage: Eukaryota; Fungi; Ascomycota; Orbiliomycetes; Orbiliales; Orbiliaceae. The record is from RefSeq and is a predicted model, not a curated record. Gene Ontology annotation, molecular function: structural constituent of ribosome. Bases 1 to 294 code for a protein of 97 amino acids. Gene Ontology annotation, cellular component: mitochondrial large ribosomal subunit. The transcript has 2 exons.